Molecule: messenger RNA, 3480 nt
Organism: Oncorhynchus gorbuscha (pink salmon)
Lineage: Eukaryota; Metazoa; Chordata; Actinopteri; Salmoniformes; Salmonidae
Gene: atl1
Product: atlastin GTPase 1
Exons: 15
Coding region: 103-1797 (564 amino acids)
Biological process (GO): endoplasmic reticulum organization; protein homooligomerization
Molecular function (GO): GTP binding; GTPase activity
Source: RefSeq, a predicted model, not a curated record
GAGCCUUCUCCUCGGUGUCGGAUUGAAUAGGCUCAUCCAUUGCUCCGGUGUCUACAUGACAGCCGUUUAGGAUUGCACAUACAGUCAACAGCAAGGAACACCAUGGCGAGAAACCGUGAAGACAGAGACAGCUGGGGGUCCUUCACAGACAAAGCCACCUACGACUGGAGCUCAGAGGAGGAGGAGCCUGAUGGAAGUGCGCGGCCCAUCCAGGUGCUGGUUGUCAAGGACGACCACACCUUCGAGUUGGACGAGGCAGCGCUGAGCCGAAUCCUAUUGGCCGAAGAGGUCCAGAACAGGGAAGUAGUGGCCAUAUCUGUGGCUGGGGCGUUCCGCAAGGGCAAGUCAUUCCUCAUGGACUUCAUGCUGCGUUACAUGUACAGCCAGGCAUCUGAAGAGUGGCUGGGGGAGGCAGAGGAGCCUCUGACUGGGUUCUCCUGGAGGGGUGGAUCUGAGAGAGAGACCACAGGGAUUCAGAUCUGGAGCGAAGUCUUUCUGGUGGACAAGCCAGAUGGACGCAAGGUGGCUGUUCUACUGAUGGAUACUCAGGGCACGUUCGACAGCCAGUCGACGUUGAGGGAUUCAGCCACCGUGUUCGCACUGAGCACCAUGAUCAGCUCCAUGCAGGUGUACAACAUCUCCCAGAAUGUCCAGGAGGAUGAUCUUCAACACUUGCAGCUGUUCACUGAGUAUGGUAGACUGGCCAUGGAGGAGACGUUCCUCAAGCCAUUCCAGUCCAUGAUAUUCCUAGUCCGGGAUUGGAGUUUCCCUUACGAGUUUGGCUAUGGACAGGAAGGAGGCAUGAAGUUCCUGGAGAAGAGGCUCAAGAUCUCUGAGAACCAGCAUGAGGAGCUGCAGAAUGUUCGUAAACACAUCCACUCCUGCUUCACCAACAUCUCCUGCUUCCUGAUGCCCCACCCCGGACUCAAAGUGGCCACCAACCCCAACUUCGACGGCAGACUCAAAGAGAUCGACCGUGAGUUCAUCAACAACCUGCAGGUGCUGGUCCCGUGGCUGCUGAGUCCCAGGAACCUGGAUGUCAAGGAGAUCAACGGCAGCAACAUCACCUGCAGAGGCCUGCUGGAGUACUUCAAGGCAUACAUCAAAAUCUACCAGGGUGAGGAGCUGCCACACCCUAAGUCCAUGCUGCAGGCCACAGCAGAGGCCAACAACCUGGCAGCAGUGGCAGCAGCCAGGGACCUGUACAACAGGAAGAUGGAGCAGGUGUGUGGUGGGGACCGGCCCUUCCUGGCCCCGGCAGAGCUCCAGGCCAGACAGAGUGACAUCAGAGAGGAAGCCCUACAGGUGUUCCGUGGGGUCAAGAAGAUGGGAGGGGAGGAGUUCAGCCGACGGUACCUGCUACAGCUGGAGGGAGAAGUGGACGAGGUGUUCGUUCAAUACAUCAAGCACAACGACUCCAAGAACAUCUUCCACGCCGCCCGCACCCCGGCCACGCUGUUCGUGGUCAUCUUCAGCAUGUACGUGGUGGCGGGCAUCACGGGCUUCGUGGGGGUUGACAUCAUCGCCAGCGUGUGUAAUAUGAUUCUGGGCCUGGCGUUGAUCACCCUGUGUACCUGGGCCUACAUACGCUACUCUGGGGAGUACCGAGAGCUGGGUCAGGUCAUCGACCAGGUGGCUGGAGCCCUCUGGGACCAGGGAAGCACAAAUGAGGCUCUAUAUAAGCUGUAUACUGCUGCAGCCAGUCACAGGCACCUGUACCACCAUGCGUUCCCUGGCCCCCAGGCCCCUGGAGAGACGAGCGAUACCCACGAGGAACCCACCAGGAAGAGGAACUGACAUGGCGACCUGAUAGGCCAGAGCACAGCAGGGACUGCUGGGAAUCUUUUCAGUAGCAUGAUGGAUAGAGGAGGGGAGGAGAAGCAGGAAUGAGGAGGGAGGCAUCCUCACCCGUUGGGACACUCUUUUACUAUGGUAUUGGCCGGAACAUUCCAGCGACGCGUUCACUAUUUUAAAUCUAUAUGUGAACAAAUGUAAUGUCCCAGAGGUAGUGGCAUAAUCUCCCUUUGAACUGGGUUGCUUGGCCUGUUGCCUUCAAAUAAUGGGUAUUUCACAUAUCAUUGUCUUUCACAAACCACAUUCAACCUCUUCUAUCUGUUUGUAAGAAAAGACAUUGAUAAAUAACACGCAGAACAGCAGGAAAGGAGGAGUACAGAUCACACUCCACAUGCAAAUUCCUAUCAGCAGUUUGUCUGGACGGAGGUGCAGUAAGUUACAGUUAACCUCUGAAUUCAUUGUGUUACGUGAGAUCGCAUGGCGGCCGUCAGCACUGACAGGUCAUCAUCAUCACCAUCGCUUUAGAAUGUUAUCUGUCCGGAAACGGCAAUGCUUCGGAUUUUAUGAAUGGAAGAUGCCAUUGAGGAGAAGUUUAAAUCAAAUUGACCUCUGACCUAUAAACAGAAUGGCGGUCCAUGUAUAUUGAUUAUCAGGUUAAGUGCUGCUUCUCUAAAAGGAAAUUAUUCCAUGUUUGAAAGCCAAUGGUUUUGCCCCCAAAUGGCUCCCUCUUCCUUAUAUAGUUCACUACUGUUUCUUUUACCAGGGCCCAUAGUGCUCUGGUUAAAGGUCAUUGUAUUUUACUAGGCAAGUCAGUUAAGAACAAAUUAUUUUUAACAAUGACUGUCUACCCCAUGGCCAAACCCUAACGACACUGGGCCAAUUGUGUGCCGCCACUAUGGGACUCACGGCCGGUUGUGAUACAGUCUGGAAUCGAACCAGGGACUGUAGUGACGCCCCUAGCACUGAGAUGCAGUGCCUUAGACCACUGUGCUACUCAGGAGCCCAAUGUGCUCUAUAGGGAAUAGGAUGUCAUUGGGGACACGUGCAAAGUCUUUGUUUAAAUAUACCUAUUUUUUGUCAGCAUGGUAAAUCAUCAGUGUCUACCAUUUUAGAUUCUCCAAGCUUAUCUUCAGUGCGCUGUAUUUCUUGACAUUUCACAUGUUUUUAUUGCUUGACCUUUGACCUGGCACUUGGGUUGUUUUUUUGUAAUAUAGGUACUGCGUAGCCAUGUCAUGCAACUACAGUUUCGUAUAGCUACGACAGCACUCACACGUCUCGCUGCAUAAUGAUGCCACGUGUUGAUCAGAACGCAAUCAUCCACUGUCUAUGGUCUAUAAAACAUACCCCCUCAUACAUGUUUUGGUUUGGGGAGGUGGGACCCUAUAUUCAGACUUGCGAUAAAUUGACUUAAAAAAAAACUUAAAAAAUAUGCUGAUUUAAGUCCAUGUUCUCUGAAUCGGGCCGAUAUAGUCUAUGGUGUCUCUAUGGUCACACAUUUAGCCUGGAACAGAAUUGACUACCGGGGAUGAGAUUAAGGGUAAGUCACUGGAUAGUUUAGUAGACAUUGUAGACAACCUCCCUAGAACCAUAGUUAAACAUUCUCAGAACCUCCCUGGAACCAUAGUUAAACAUUCUCAGAACCUCCCUGGAACCAUAGUUAAACAUUCUCAGAACCUCCCUGGAACC